AUGGCACUCGUGUCAUCGACAGUCCAAGUAAAUAGUGAAGUUAAAGAGGUACCAGACACAGUCGUACAAGAAGUCAACAAACUUGAUGAAACAAACAAAGAAAUAAGAGCAGAGUAUCUUGCAGUAAGAGACAAAGGAUUUACCAUAAAGGACGAUCUGAUCAAGAAAGCAGAGAAACUGGUUGAUGACUCUGUCGAUCUGAUCAGCAAGAAUCCCGACUCUGUCAAAAGCAAGGCAAAGGUCGCCAAGGACAGCAGCACGCUGCAGAGCUGGAGAAAGAGCCUUGCGGAGUGCUUCAAGGACCAGGAAGUCUACGAAAAGUUCAUGAUCGACUCAAGCAAAAGUCUUUUGGAGAUGAAGAACACACAGGUCACUGACUGGCCAGAAAUCAGCAAAAACCUACAAGAAGCCGAGGGAAGUUGGUUCAACUUCUUUGGGGGCGCAACACCAUCGACAGCAGCAAAAGAUAACAAAGAAUACACAGAAAAAUACAACAACUUUAUCAGCCAAGUCGUGAAGAUGCUGGCCACCAGAAACUUGAAUUCUAUAAAAGGAUCAGGCCUGGGAAAUCUGGAAAGCUUUUUAAAGAAGUUUGAGAAGCACAUCAUCACCUCUCCUGAAAAAGAAGACCAGAAGAAGCAAAUGUACAGAGACCUCAUGGCCGCCUGCAUUCUCAGAGAAAAGAUAAAACAGCUCAAGGAGUACAUCUAUCCAAAUGCAAACGACAAAGAGUUCAAGUACUUCAGUUUCCUCCUGGACACAUCUGACGUGCAGAGACAUCUAAUGAGCAACGCCAUCGACCUAGAACGCGAAGUGUACAAUGCCAACGAAAUAACAAAGCCUCUGGCUGGAGUUUUCAACAAGGCAUUCCUGAACGUUGCUAACGAUGACUACGAGCUUAUUGGAGAACUAGCAAAAGAAAAUAUUUCUGACAAAGACGUGGAAGCCAUUAUAAGUAAAAGAUAUGAUGUAAUUAUUGGCAUGAUUGAGAAGUACAACAAGGAGGAGAUAAUCCACACAGACGCUCUCCCCAACCACUGGAAAACCAAAAUGGAAGAGCUUAAGAACUACAACAUAAAACUGCUAAAAAACAUCAUCAUGACCAUCAAAGUGCCAACUGUUACUUCUGCAAUUACUGACGAUCUAGACAAAUGUUCUGCAGUAGGUGAUGGUGAGCACGCAUUGAACAUGUCUGAUAAGAAGGUAACAGCUGACGCUGUGAGCACCUGGUUUGGUUUUACUAGCCCUGCCCAGGGAGUGCCCAAUGCUAUGCUGAACAUGAUAAUAAGCGGAACCAAGUCGGUGAUAAACAUCCCUUACACUCUAGGAAAAAAGUUUAUAACUUUAUUCAGCACUAAAGAGUGGAACAAGGUCUUAUUGAAGGACGUGCAGGCAGAAGACAACAUUAGAAAGGACGCCCUCCACAAACAGGGAGUCAUUCUGGAGAACAUUGAAAGCACGCUGAACUUCCUUCCAGCAGAUCUGAUAGAGGCAUCUAAGGCUGAGCAGCUGCAGAAUCUUACUAACGAAAUAAAGUACCUAGCAAGCAAGUCCAGAUCGCUAAUCUACAUGGUCAAAAUGCAAACUAUGAAGAAAAACAUAAACCCACCAGUUCCUAGCGUUUCCUAUGUAAAUGUAGCUCUUAGCUUCAUAAAGGAAAUGGCAGCUUCAAAGCUCGGCGAAUACAAGGCACUGAACGUAUCAUCGUACAAGAAGAUAGAAAAAGUGAGCUACAUGGCAUUCAUUGCACGACAGAAGCAGACAGAGCUAGUGCUGAACUACAUGAAGCAGCUGGUUGCUGAGUACAACCAAGCCUCAAAGAAAAUCGCAGUCUUGGUAACAGAGAAGCAGAUGCAGGAGCAGAACGCGAUUGCAGAACAGCUGGCUAGCGUGAAUGUUGCAGCUGAUCUAAAGCCAGGAAGAUCUCUGACCCUUAGCAAAGCACUGAACGCAAACAUGCGAAACGCAAUAGACGUGAUUGUUCUGGAGCUGGAAAAAACACAGGCUAUUAAUAACAGAGCUUGUUUCUGUGCAACACAGAAGAACAUUCUUCUCUUUGACCACGCAAUUCAGCUACUGGAUAUAUACACUUCAGAGAAAGCAGAGAGCGCAAAGGCUAGCAUGGAGAAGUACAAAAAGCACGGAAUCCAGGACAAGAUUGCACAAAUGAUCAAGGACGAAGCAAGCAACGAAAAGUCAAAGCUGGCUGCAUUCAGAACUGAGAACAUCAUUGUCAACAUUGGAGUGAAAGUGCCCAUGAUGCUAUCUGAGGCUUUCGGAGUAAAGACUCAGCUGCAGGCAGAAGAAGCUCUACUCGGAGGAAGCUCUGAUGAGGUCCCUGGUCUAAAUUCUACCUCUACAGUAGUAGCAAAGGGCGAAGAGAAGAAAGGAAUGAAAUUUAACUACAGAAAAGCAAUCGUGUGCGGUGCAAUUGUUCUGGUUGUCUGUGCUAUCAUUGGUCUCGGAGUCUUAUAUUACUUUAAAAGGAUAAAGCAAAAAGACAGCUUAUUAGAAUAA
Molecule: messenger RNA, 2517 nt
Organism: Nematocida minor
Lineage: Eukaryota; Fungi; Microsporidia
Exons: 1
Coding region: 1-2517 (838 amino acids)
Source: RefSeq, a predicted model, not a curated record